CAUUGGGCGAGCGCCGCCGCCAGCGGUACUUCAAAGCGGGCGCUGCCCGCACUUAGGCAGAGUUUGGCCCCGCCGCGCCGGAGUGUCCUUAGUGCCGCCGGGCAGCGCGGGGCGCACACCGAGCGCCGUCCCCUCCGCCCCACCGCCCAGCCCACGGACGUGCUAUGGCUACGUCUAUCCUCGGGAUUUUCGCCAGCCCGGCGUUGCGCGUGGCGACGGUCAGAAGGCUCCGCACACCGCUCGCCUUGCUGCCAUCUCGUUUUUCCGUCUCUCCUGUACGAUUGCUCGAGGAGACGCCGCAUUUCGUUCCCACGGGAUUUUUGGUUUAACGGAAGAGCCGAGAUUUGGAACGACUCCCCUGGCCAUGCUGGCCGCCACCUGCAACAAGAUCGGCAACACCAGUCCCCUGACCACCCUGCCCGAGUCCAGCGCCUUCGCCAAAGGGGGCUUCCACCCCUGGAAACGCUCCACCUCCAGCUGCAACCUCGGCUCCAGCCUCUCGGGCUUCACGGUGGCCACGAGCAGGGGCUCCAAUGGACUGGCCAGCAGCACGGGCACCGCCAACAGCGCCUUCUGCCUGGCUUCCACCUCGCCCACUUCCUCGGCCUUCAGCAGCGACUACGGCGGCCUCUUCUCCAACUCAGCAGCGGCGGCGGGCGUGUCCCCGCAGGAGCCCGGCGGGCAGUCGGCCUUCAUCUCCAAAGUGCACAGCUCGGCGGCCGAGAGCCUCUACCCGCGGGUGGGCAUGGCGCACCCCUACGAGUCCUGGUACAAGUCGGGCUUCCACUCCACGCUCUCGGCGGGCGAAGUGGCCAACGGGGCGGCCUCCUCCUGGUGGGAUGUGCACACCAACCCAGGCUCCUGGCUGGAGGUGCAGAACCCGGCGGGGGGGCUGCAGAGCUCGCUGCACUCGGGCGCCCCCCAGGCCUCGCUGCACUCCCAACUGGGCACCUACAACCCCGACUUCAGCUCCCUCACCCACUCCGCCUUCAGCUCCACCGGCCUGGGCUCCACGGCCGCCUCGCACCUGCUCUCCACCAGCCAGCACUUGCUCACCCAGGAGGGCUUCAAGCCCGUGCUGCCCUCCUACACGGACUCCAGCGCGGCGGUGGCGGCAGCCAGCGCCAUGAUCUCGGGCGCCGCCGCCGCCGCCGCCGGGGGCGGCUCGGCCCGCUCCGCCCGCCGCUACUCGGGCCGCGCCACCUGCGACUGCCCCAACUGCCAGGAGGCCGAGCGGCUCGGGCCGGCGGGGGCCAGCCUGCGGCGCAAGGGGCUGCACAGCUGCCACAUCCCCGGCUGCGGAAAGGUGUACGGCAAGACCUCGCACCUGAAGGCGCACCUGCGCUGGCACACGGGCGAGCGGCCCUUCGUCUGCAACUGGCUCUUCUGCGGGAAGCGAUUCACCCGCUCCGACGAGCUGCAGCGGCACCUGCGGACUCACACGGGCGAGAAGCGCUUUGCCUGCCCCGUCUGCAACAAGCGCUUCAUGCGCAGCGACCACCUGAGCAAACACAUUAAAACGCACAACGGGGGCGGCGGGGGCAAAAAGGGCAGCGACAGCGACACGGACGCCAGCAACCUGGAGACGCCGCGCUCCGAGUCCCCCGACCUCAUCCUGCACGAGGGGGUGGGCGCCGCCGCCCGCGGACCGGGCAAGGAACCUACCGCGGGGCCCGGCGACUCCUAGGGCAGAGCCGCCGGAGCCGCCCGGACUGAGCCCCGCGCCGGCCGGAGGGACACGAGCCGCCCCGCCGCCGACAGCGCCCCGGGCCGCAGCGGGCAGGGCCGGGCCGGGCCGGCGGACGGCGGUGCCGGAGAGACGCGGCCCCCGUCCCGCCCGGCCAGUAGGUACCGAGUGACACUUUCUUCCGCUUCCCUUUUCUCUUUCUAUUGGAAGGCAAGCAUCCUAAGAGAGGCUUAAGGUGAGAAAUCCAGCUGCAACUCCGAGACGAUCCCUCUGUAUCUCAUAAACAUCUGUAUAAAUAGGGUUCAAAAAAGAAGAAAAAAAAAAAAGAAAACCAGAUCGUGUUCCCUUAUUUUUCUUGUAAAUGUUGAUCUGAUAAGGGGUUUGGGGGAUUUUUUUUUUUAAUUGGUGAAUUCCUGAAAUUCAGGGAGGUUUUGGGGUUUUGAUUAUUUUUUUUUUAUUUUAAAUUUCUGAUGCACUUUGUGGAAGUCAGUAUAUAUGUAAAAGAUAUUUAAAAUGUUGAGUUAACACUUCACUCAAACACACGUAAGUUAAGGUCUCUUAAAGAAAUUAAAUGCGUUUAUCUGUAUGGAAAAAAUCUUGACAUAUUUUCAUUUUGGUAUUAUUAAAGGACUCUGAACAAUA
This is a messenger RNA of Pseudopipra pipra, 2329 nucleotides long. RefSeq names its product Sp9 transcription factor (gene SP9). NCBI's taxonomy places the organism in Eukaryota, Metazoa, Chordata, Aves, Passeriformes, Pipridae. Gene Ontology annotation, biological process: regulation of transcription by RNA polymerase II. The coding region runs from base 365 to 1687 and encodes 440 amino acids. Gene Ontology annotation, molecular function: RNA polymerase II cis-regulatory region sequence-specific DNA binding; DNA-binding transcription factor activity, RNA polymerase II-specific. The record is from RefSeq and is a predicted model, not a curated record. The transcript has 3 exons.